Messenger RNA from Chrysoperla carnea, 1730 nucleotides. RefSeq lists its product as uncharacterized. The coding region runs from base 45 to 1667 and encodes 540 amino acids. The transcript is spliced from 5 exons. The record is from RefSeq and is a predicted model, not a curated record. Gene Ontology annotation, cellular component: extracellular matrix. NCBI's taxonomy places the organism in Eukaryota, Metazoa, Arthropoda, Insecta, Neuroptera, Chrysopidae.
AUUGAAUUGAAGUAAAUUAACUCACAGUUAUUCCACAAAUUAACAUGGCAUUCAAGGUUAUCUGUUUUGCAGCCUUUGUGGCCGUUGCACAAGCUGGCUUAAUUCCAUCCCAUGGAUAUGCUGCCGCACCAGUUGCUUAUGCAUCACACCAAUUGCACGCUUCUCCAUUAGCUGUUGCACAUGCUGCUCCAGCCGUAUACGCUCAUGCUGCUCCAGUUCACGCUAAAGUACUUGUUGCUGAUGCACCAGCUGAAUAUAGUUUCCAAUAUGGUGUACAUGAUGCCCACACUGGUGAUGUAAAAGAACAACAUGAAGAACGUCAUGGUGAUGCUGUCCAAGGAUACUAUACUUUAAAUGAAGCUGAUGGAACCAAACGAAUUGUCCACUACACCGCUGAUGACCACAAUGGUUUCAAUGCAGUUGUACAACGUGAAGGUCAUGCAGCUCAUCCAGCUGUUGCUAUCAAAGCUGUAGCUCAUGCUGCUCCAGUGUAUGCUCAUGCUGCCCCAUUAGCUGUAGCUCAUGCAGCUCCAUUAGCAUACGCUAGUCAUGCCGCCCCAGUUGCUUAUGCAUCACACCAAUUGCACGCUGCUCCAUUAGCUGUUGCACAUGCUGCUCCAGCCGUAUACGCUCAUGCUGCUCCAGUUCAUGCUAAAGUACUUGUUGCUGAAGCUCCUGCUAAAUACAGUUUCCAAUAUGGAGUAUCUGAUCCACACACUGGUGAUGUUAAAGCUCAACAUGAAGAACGUAACGGUGAUGUUGUAAAAGGAUACUACACUUUAAAUGAAGCUGAUGGAACCAAACGUACUGUUCACUACACCGCUGAUGACCACAAUGGUUUCAACGCUGUCGUACAACAUGAAGGUCAUGCUGCUCAUCCAGCUGUUGCUGUAAAAGCUGUAGCUCCAGUUGCCAUUAAAGCUGUAGCUCAUGCUCCAGUAGCUUAUGCCAGUCAUGCAGCUCCAUUAGCUUAUGCCAGUCAUGCCGCUCCAUUAGCUUAUGCCAGUCAUGCGGCUCCAUUAGCUUAUGCCAGUCAUGCCGCUCCUUUAGGCUAUGCAAGUCAUGCUGCUCCAUUAUACCAUUAUUCAAUUACGAACAGUUCAAUCCAGAACAAUCAUAGAAAAAUGGCAUACAAGUUUGUUUGUUUAUUAGCCUGCAUUGCAGUAACAAAUGCAGGAUAUGUUGCCCCUUAUGCUGGACACGGAUCAUAUUUAGCACCUGCAGCUGUAGCAAUUGCACCAACAUACCAUUCUGGCUACGCUCCACUUGCCAAAGCUGUAGUUCUAGAUCAUCAUGCACCAGCUCAUUACAGUUAUGAAUAUGGAGUAGCUGAUCCACACACUGGUGACGUGAAAUCUCAACAUGAAACUCGUGAAGGUGAUGUUGUAAAAGGAUAUUACACUUUAAACGAAGCUGAUGGAACCAAACGUAUUGUUCACUACACCGCUGAUCCACAUAAUGGUUUCAAUGCUCAUGUAGAACGUGCUGGUCAUGCAGUACAUGCUGUUCCAGUUAAAGCUGUACAUGCACCAGUAGCCAUUGCUCCAGUAGCUAAAGCUAUCUACCCAGCUUAUGGUGGUUAUGCUGGUUAUGGUUAUGGACAUGGUGCCCCAGCCGUAUCAUAUGCAUCUGUUGCUGCCCCACUUGCCUAUGGACACCACUACUAAGUCGAUUAAGCUCUAAAUUAUUUCUACAUUAAUCUAGAAAAAUAAAUAAAUAGUUCAAAAAUU